Messenger RNA from Magnolia sinica, 1929 nucleotides. Its product is annotated as AT-hook motif nuclear-localized protein 1. The transcript is spliced from 5 exons. Gene Ontology annotation, molecular function: minor groove of adenine-thymine-rich DNA binding. Lineage: Eukaryota; Viridiplantae; Streptophyta; Magnoliopsida; Magnoliales; Magnoliaceae. The record is from RefSeq and is a predicted model, not a curated record. The coding region runs from base 486 to 1430 and encodes 314 amino acids.
CAAACUCUUCCCAUUUCAUUACCUGAAAUGAAAUUAUUCCGAAAUGCAAAACGUAUAUUUUGAAUUUCGUGGCUGUUCUGAUUAAAAUAUCCUUAAUUAAUUUCUCAAAUAUCUUUUUUUUAAUACUAUUUUUAGUUUUUUUUUUUUUUUCCUUCCUUCGUUGUUUCUUCCCAUCCUCUCCAGCCUGCAGUCGACCGCUCAGAGAACCGGCCAGCGACGACCGGUCGGUACCGGUUUUCAACGAACCGGUUUUCACUUCUCAGACCUGAAGAUCCUGCGACUAGAAACUGGGGAAGAAAGGGAAAAAACUGGGAAAAAAAGAGAAAUCGGAAGCUCAAAAAAUGGCGGAGAAAUCGAGGAAAUCUUGUUCUGAGAAAAACGAAAUGAUAGAAGCUGCAUGCAUCGAAUUUUGAAGAGAGGGUCUUUGUUUUAUUUGGAUUUCUGGUAGUUUGAGACUGUUGUGGGGUUAUUUUGGGAAUCUAUGUAUGGAAGGAAGGGAAGGGAUUAGUUCCGGAGGUGAAAACCCUAGUCAAGGUGGUGGCGGAGGAUUGGCGGUGAGCUUGGCUUUGGCGGGGAAGAAGAGGAGAGGGAGGCCGAGGAAGUACGGAGCGGACGGGACUAUGUCGUUGGCGCUAUCACCGAUGCCGAUUUCAUCGUCCGGGCCAGCAACAGGGCCCACGGUCGCGCUGGGCACAGUGCCGGAGAUGGGGGAUGGGGAAUUCCCGGCGGUGGUGAAGCGGGGUAGAGGGCGGCCAGUGGGAUCGGUGAACAGGCCGAAGCCGCCACGAAUGGACUUAGAUCCUUCAGGUGAAUGGACUGCACCCUCCGCAGGGGCCAAUUUCACACCCCAUGUCAUCACAGUUGCAACUGGCGAGGAUGUUACCAUGAAGAUUAUCUCAUUUUCUCAACAAGUUCCUGGAGCUAUUUGCAUUCUUUCUGCAAACGGUGUCAUCUCGAAUGUUACUCUUCGUCAACCUGAUUCUUCUGGGGGUACUCUCACUUAUGAGGGCCGCUUUGAGAUACUUUCCUUGUCUGGAUCGUUCAUGGCUAUGGAGAAUGGAGGAACAAGGAGCCGAACUGGUGGUAUGAGUGUCUCUUUGGCAAGCCCAGAUGGUCGUGUUGUAGGCGGAGGAGUAGCAGGUUUACUAGUAGCUGCCAGCCCAGUGCAGGUUGUGGUCGGCCAUUUUUUGCCAAACAAUCAGCAGGAACAGAAGCCCAAGAAGCCAAAAAUUGAGUCCACAUCUGCAACACCAACUUCUCCCUUUACCAUUUCCAGUGCGAACAUGGACAAUGCUUACGGUGGGCAAGUACAGCACAGCUCAAAAACCCAAAAGCCCAGUCUUGCAUCUUCUUCAUCCUUUCGAGGAGAUAACUGGUCGUCGUUGCAUUCCCUACCAACUGAUAUUAACAUAUCCUUGCCUGGUGGGUAAUCCGAACAGCACAUACUUCUCACCUGAAAGUUCUCACUGACCAGAUUGACACUCACAUGUGGUUGCUUUGUGCGAACUACUACAAGUUCCAAACUGCUGUGUUUGUCUGGCUCUGAUAACUCAUUGACUUGCAAUUCAUGCUAGCCGAUAAUUCGAAGCUUAACAGCAACAUCAACUUUCCAGCCCAGGUUUGGCAGUCUUUUUAUGAGGUAGGAGUAUGAUCAGUUGGCUGAUUAGCAAGGCCAGAUCAACCACUGUUGUUACCAUAUCUCUUGUUGUUGUCCAACCUUUUUAUUGUUUACACGUAACACCCGUUUUCUCCACCAUUCUUCCACCUGGUUGUUGUUUCUCAUUUGGGGUUUUAAGUUGAUCAUCCAAGUUCCGGUAGCCCAUUUCCUAUCUUGUUUAUGUGAACUUUGUUGUUUUUUUUUUUUUUGUUAAAGACGACUGUGAUAGGGACUGAUCAUUUCAGUAUAAAUUAUGAGCAUCUUCUUAGCUA